Molecule: messenger RNA, 1345 nt
Organism: Aspergillus sclerotioniger CBS 115572
Lineage: Eukaryota; Fungi; Ascomycota; Eurotiomycetes; Eurotiales; Aspergillaceae
Exons: 3
Coding region: 188-997 (269 amino acids)
Source: RefSeq, a predicted model, not a curated record
GGAAGCUUCGAUUCCACCUUACUAUCAACUUGGUACCUUAUUGCUCCUACUUACAAGACGUGUUUCGGAUUUAAAUGCUCUAGACCUGACCCUUAUCUCCCCAUCGACCCCACAAUCGACAACCGCAGGUGACAUUCGUUCAACCGCUUCACAACCUCAAUUCUUAGUCCACAAGCAAGCACACAUCAUGCCAGUUGCAUCGCUCUACCUGCUUUCACUCACCACAGACACAAGCAGCUUCCUCAAUUCUCUCCGGUCCACGCGGAAAGUUAUCGUCAGCUCUCGACCGCGUCAUGCCGUGAUCCGUCCCACUGUCUUGGACAAAGACAUCCUGACCAGAACACCAUGGGACCUUCUUGUCCUCAUCCAGCCACCCCCAGACUCCCCCCCAAUCCCACUUACUCUUCAGUCACAGAUCAAGACUCAGUACUAUGUUACAGUGGGAGUCCCAUCCAAACUACUCUCCACCUACGCAUCACGGGAUGAAUCCCUCAAACGGACCGCCCCUUCGAUCCCCCUCACCGGAUCUCUAGACCAAGCGCGCAGCAAACCGAGCUCCCAGAAUCUAGAGCUUUCUCCAGAGCUUAUCUCCUUCAUGGACGAGCUUACUCCCCAGCACUCUGGUCCUGUGACGAUGCUGAACCUGCUUCAUUUCAACCAGCCAGAUGGGAAGAAGAGCUACUAUCAAUACGGACAAGCGUUCAUUCCAGUGGCGGGAAAAAGAGGCGGAGAUGCAAAGUUGGUUGGUAAUGUGGUGAAGCCUAAGACUGCAGACAAUGCUACGGUGGAUUCUAGGGGGGACUGGGCGAAGAGGGAAGAGGAUUGGUGGAAUGAGAUCUCGAUUGUGCAUUACCCUUCGAUUCGGCACUUUUGUGAUAUGCUUGCUGGAGAGGACUAUCAGGGGAUCAAUGAGAAGUAUAGAUUAUCGGCUUUGAAGGAUACAUUUUUGCUCUGCACGACUGAGUUUGAUGUCGAAUCGUCGCCUGCGAAGCUAUAAUUUGUUCGUAUUGAUGCUUUGGAUAUACUGCUGACCUAUCGUCAUCUUUUUCCUCAUUUCACCUACUUCUUCACUUUACCUUUCCUCGCCAACAAUUCAAUGUUUAGAAUAGUCCCCCGAAUCCAUUCUUCAUCUCAUUGCAUUCUUCUACUCGUGGUCAUGAAUCCCUCCUCCCAUUUCCCAUCCGUGUCAUCUUUCUUCUUCUCAUCCACUCCUCAAUCAAUCAAAACACCCUCAAAAAAGCUAGAAAUCCCUUAUUCAUACUAUCUUCCAAGACGGGUCAAAGUUUAUGUCUCACCGCAAACCCCUGCUCCUCUAUGGGAAUCAGGAGCCGACUAAUGAUCCUAG